CAGAGAAGCUGAAAGAAUUGAGAAGUGUCCUUGGAACUGAUUCCAAAGAAAGUGGCAGAGUAUGAGAAGGUCUCUCUAAAUACAGAGGCACCGGCAGCUCAGAUAGCAACUUUGGAAAUGAAGUCAUACUCAUCUCUUUUAAUGUCUUUCUGCUUUCAUCUGAUACUCACCCUUCUUUAUCAAAGUCACAGUAAGCUUGCCUGCAAUGUGAGCCCCUCACUCACGAUAUCGGCUACUUUGGGGGACAAUGCAGAGCUGCCCUGUUUUUUUACAAUUCCCCCUGGUAAAGUCCACAGCUUCAGGAUAAAAUGGGUAAAAUAUACACCAGGAAUGACCCCGCCCAAAGACAUCCUGUUAUGGCCAACGUCUACUUCAUUACCUAAUUACAAAUGGGACAUUGACAGCUUGAAGCUUGGAAAUCUAUCUCUCACACUGAAGAAUGUCAAUAUGACCGACGCUGGGCUGUAUGGAUGCCUUGCCUGGGAUGGCUGGGAAUGCGUGAUGACCAGAAAUGUCACCUUAAAAGUCAAAGAUUGUGUGACCUUAGGAUCCGUCCUGGCACCGACCAAUGGCACUGCUAUUCUACCUUGCACUUUCCCAAAUACUUCAGAAUACACCCAGAGAGUAAACCUCACCUGGAAGCUGGUCCUAGCAGAGAAGCAUCCUUCUCUCUUACAAUACCCUCCAUCCAGUGAACAAUCCAAUCGAGGACGACUGAGAUUCAAAAUGGAUCCCAGGUCAGGAGACGCAUCACUGAUAAUAUCAAACUUAACGCACGGUGACAGAAACUGGUACCGCUGUCAGCUGGUUUUGGGCCGAAGCUCCCAGUGCUACGAAAUGAGGCUUGAAGUGAAAGAUUUUGUAUCAGAAGAGACGGCAACGUUUGGGACAUCGACUGUGACACUGAAUCAAAGAGAUGUCACAGAUGAAGAAUAUAGCAGUAAAAGUGCAAGCACUGGAACCAUAGUUGCCAUAGUGUUGCUCUUGGCGUUCUGCAUCUUCGUAGCAUCGGUGGGAUCAGUGUUCUACAUUAAACAGUGUAGAUCUUCUCCAGACACAACAGAUGAAGAUAGUCUCCAGGAGGCCUAUUACUCAAAUGUAGAAUUUCGGAAUUCAGUGCAUAUUCUGAACACCUUUUACACUGUGACUCAUGCAGAAAAUCGCUGGUCCUCAGAUCAGUCAACUGACAGCAAGACGUCUGAUGCCUGAGUGCCACCUUGACAAUUUUGGAUAAACUUUUGGCAGAGAACCAUUAUAAUAAUAAUACAGUAACUAAUUCUUUACAUUUACAUUUUUAGCAGACAUCUUAGUCCAAAGCAAUAUGCAAGUGAGGCAAACAGCACAUUACAAACACACAUGCUGUGCAGGAGUCGAACACACAUGCUGUGCAGGAGUCAAACACACAUGCUGUACAGGAGUCAAACACACAUGCUGUGCAGGAGUCAAACACACAUGCUGUGCAGGAGUCAA
Molecule: messenger RNA, 1470 nt
Organism: Paramormyrops kingsleyae
Lineage: Eukaryota; Metazoa; Chordata; Actinopteri; Osteoglossiformes; Mormyridae
Biological process (GO): immune response; cell surface receptor signaling pathway; positive regulation of T cell proliferation
Cellular component (GO): external side of plasma membrane
Source: RefSeq, a predicted model, not a curated record